Tilletiopsis washingtonensis is the source of this 607-nucleotide messenger RNA. RefSeq lists its product as hypothetical. The transcript has a single exon. NCBI's taxonomy places the organism in Eukaryota, Fungi, Basidiomycota, Exobasidiomycetes, Entylomatales. Bases 144 to 491 code for a protein of 115 amino acids. The record is from RefSeq and is a predicted model, not a curated record.
GUCGAGGGAGAAAGGACGCCAAGCGUGUGACUCUCUGCACCUCAGCACCAGCUCGCUGUAGGGCCGGAGUGAGGCAGGUCGUCGAUCCAGGCAGCACAGCGCCAGCAGCAGCGCAGCCAGAUGCAGCAGGCUAGGCACCACGGAUGAGCCGCAGCGACGCAGCCCAUCCCACUCCGCCGCAUCCGCGCCUCUCCUCCUCAAUCAAGCCGCCCGCCUUGCCUUUCCUGGCCGUCGCAGCCUCGCGAAAGGCUCACUUGCGCGGCUUUCCGCCCUCAUCGUCGUGCGGCGCAGGGCAAGGCGGAGCUGGAGAUGCCGUACAUGCCGAGAGAGCCAAGAGGAUGCGGCUCGUCGGCUGCGGCUGCCUCGGAGGCCCACAGCCGGCACCCCGGGCUCUUGCAGCGUGGCCACUCGGCGAACAAGGGCUGUGCUGGCCUCGCUGGCGUUUCGCCUCUCCUGCCGCUCCGCUGCUUGGCUCGCUCUCCGACGUAUAAGUAGCCCGCCGUGCCCGCGCCCUUCGCUCGUCUCGUCAGGUUGCUCCACCCCACCAAACUCGUCCUUUCUCGUCUUCUCCCUCUUUCGCUCCACAAGUGUACCCUGGCGGUCACUU